UACUAAGUUAAAAAAUGUAUAAAAAAAGCGACCAAUUAUCUUCAAAGUUCAAACUCAGUGUGUUGUCUGCAGACUGCAGCUGUUGAGAGAUUGAAGGGCAACAAGUGACUUCAUCAAACCUUUGUCUGUCUGCUUGCAAGUUGGAACCUUUCCUCAAAAUCAAAACAUGCAACAGGGUGGUGGAUCUGGCAAGGAGGUGACUUGGGAGGAUCAACAGAAUAUCAACAAAUUUGGCAGAUUAAACAACAGAUUCCACGAGCUUGAAGACGAAAUUAAGAUUGCCAAGGAAACCAAUGAUAAUCUGGAGGAUGCAAGCAAUGAGUUGAUUCUUACCGAUGAGGAGGUGGUUCGGUUCCAAAUUGGAGAAGUCUUUGCUCAUGUUCCAAAGGAUGAGGUUGAGACCAGGAUAGAGCAGAUGAAAGAGGUGACUGGUCAGAACUUGGAAAAACUUGAGGAAGAGAAAAAUUCUGUGCUUGCACAAAUGACUGAGUUAAAGAAGAUUUUGUAUGGAAAGUUUGGGGAAUCCAUCAACUUGGAGGAGGAUUAAUGAGGUAGGUUUUUAUUUUCUUUCCUUUCUUCCUCAGCAGCUUUCUUACUGAUUUACUAUGUUAUCCAUGGAAGAAGUCUCUUGUUCAUGGUUUUGUUGGAUAUUUCAGAUUGCUGUGUAAGCUUCUUGAAUAUAGAUGCUGUAUUUUUCUUACUCAGAUUUAUCUUUUAUGAAGUGAUCCAUUCUCUUCAAA
This is a messenger RNA of Populus trichocarpa (black cottonwood), 740 nucleotides long. Its product is annotated as probable prefoldin subunit 4. The record is from RefSeq and is a predicted model, not a curated record. Gene Ontology annotation, biological process: protein folding. Gene Ontology annotation, cellular component: prefoldin complex; cytoplasm. The transcript has 3 exons. Lineage: Eukaryota; Viridiplantae; Streptophyta; Magnoliopsida; Malpighiales; Salicaceae. The coding region runs from base 167 to 547 and encodes 126 amino acids.